AUGAUGCUGUGCAAUGAAAGCCGAAAGGAAGCUGCAGGGCUGACUCCCUUUCUGACACCCAGGAAAACCAUCAGACUCGCUACUUGGAACAUCAGAACAAUGUAUGAAGCAGGAAGAACAGCACAAGUUGCAAAGGAGAUGAAGCACUACAACACUUGUCUCCUAGGACUGAGUGAGACGAGGUGGCUACAGACAGGACAGUUGAGGCUGACCACCAGAGAAACAUUGUUGUAUUCAGGACACACCACGGAGAGAGCCCCCCACACCAAAGGUGUAGGCCUGAUGCUAUCCCCGGAGGCACAACGCGCUCUUAUCGGAUGGGAACCUGUCAACUCACGGAUAAUAACAGCUAAGUUCAGCACCAAGAAAAGCAAGAUCAAAUUGAACAUCAUCCAGUGUUAUGCCCCCACCAACGACACUGAUGACGAAAAGAAAGACGCCUUUUACCAGCAACUACAGGCAGUCUUGGAUAAAGCAGGGAAGAAAGAUAUGACAAUACUUAUGGGCGACUUCAAUGCAAAGAUUGGAGCUGAUAACACUGGCUACAAUGAAGUCAUGGGCACACAUGGACUUGGCUACAUGAACGAGAAUGGCGAGAGAUUUGCAGACCUAUGCUCCCUUAACCAGCUUGUAAUAGGAGGAAGCAUUUUCCCUCAUAAACGGAUUCACAAGGCCACAUGGAGAUCCCCUGAUCAUUUUACAGAAAAUCAGAUCGACCAUAUUUGCAUCAGCAAGAAAUUUCGAAGAGCAUGGAAAGAUGUCAGGGUGAUGAGAGGAGCAGACGUUUCAUCAGACCACCAUCUGCUGAUGACGGCAGUAAGACUACGCCUCAAAAAGUUUAACAACAUGACAAACAUGAGGACAAAGUACGUGAGUGUCCUCAAAACAAAGGAAGUGAGGACAGCAUUCCACCUCAGCCUGUCCAACAGAUUCCAGCCGCUACAAGACCAGCUAGAAAACAAUGAUACAUGUAGUUAA
Messenger RNA from Ostrea edulis (European flat oyster), 978 nucleotides. RefSeq names its product craniofacial development protein 2-like. The record is from RefSeq and is a predicted model, not a curated record. The transcript has a single exon. Gene Ontology annotation, molecular function: catalytic activity. Gene Ontology annotation, biological process: chromatin remodeling. Gene Ontology annotation, cellular component: nucleus. The coding region runs from base 1 to 978 and encodes 325 amino acids. NCBI's taxonomy places the organism in Eukaryota, Metazoa, Mollusca, Bivalvia, Ostreida, Ostreidae.